AUGAAGGAAACAAAUUAUCUAUUGGAGUUCGUCAAGCCUCUGGAUGCAGGGGAACCUUUGAUUACUCCGGUCAUUCCUGUGCCAGUUUCUGAUUCCGCCGACAAUUCGAUUGAGGCCUCCUGUGUCAAGAUUGACUCCAGUCCCAAACCUAUGGUCGCACUGAGCAGCACCAGCAGUAUUGUAACCACAAACACCACGGGUGCGUCUACUGUGGUUAGCGUUAAGGACAGCAUAGAGACAUGUGGUGCGGCCCGAAGCCAGACUUCAGUGAUAUCGCUGGACCAUUUUUCUCCAGACAGUACAUCGAAAGAAAACAUCCCCGCUCCUGCAAUUGCAGCAAAAUCUCUAAAAUUGGAACCACUAUCAGAAUGCAUGUCUUUGACUAGCACCACAUUCCCCACGACAAUGGACGCUACGGAGUCAGUUUCUCGUCCAACUGUUUCAGAGAACACAGUCGAUCCCCAACUAAUCGCUGCCACCUUAUCUUCCGUUCCUCCUCCACCCUCUUUGACCUUGACGAAGCUACUAGCAGGCCCGUCAUCUUGGGGCUCUUCCGCUUCUUCUUCCUCUUCCGCUGUGGACUCACAGACCGCAUUUGUGCCUAAAUUAUCUCCGGGACAUCAGAGUUCUUGUGUGGUUUCAACGGCCGCGCACUCAACCACUCACAGCCAUAACAUCAACACUACGAAUUCAAUCAACAACACAGUGACUACUACCACGACAGCAGAUGAAAUUCAACACACUUCCGCCUUGCUCGUCUCAACUGCAAGCGAACCCCCCGAAAACGACCACAUGAUCACAGCGAAUACCGAGACCCUUCCGGCACAUACUUCUUCCUCCUCCGGCCUCGCAUUCGCGUCACGUUCCCAACCUCCACUUAUUCCUGCCCCACUGAUGCUUAGUGGUAGUCUGGCAUUAACCCAACUCCUCCCAUACGAAAAUGGUAGUGGAUUGUUGACGCCUACCACCCAAAGCACUGCAAUGCUUCCCUUACUGGCAUCUCCCGGUCCAAGCGGACUCUAUACGCCCGGCUUGUUGACUAGUUUGUGCACCACUCCAACCAAUGCUGCUGGCACUUUUUCUCUCCUGUCUCCCGCAUCUUCAGCUCUGUUAACUACUGGGUUUGAAGCAGCCAGUUCGGCUCUGGGUUCUACGUUCCUCUCAUCUCCCUCAUGUUACCCUCCAUCGUCAAAUGUGGCUACCACCAACGGGACACUACUUUCCGGGGACACAGCAGGUUUAGAAGCUCAAGGGGAUACAUGUUUUCCUGAUGUGAAUAUCGGCUCAGGUGAUACGACAUCUCGUGUGGCAAUCAAACCUGCUCCCACACCGCCUUCAGUUGCAUCGUCUUCAUCUGACACGGCACACCUGUCUAUGGCCCCAAUUGGCUCCUAUGCCCCAGAUACCACUGUGACUGACGACACCAAUGCC
This is a messenger RNA of Echinostoma caproni, 1431 nucleotides long. Lineage: Eukaryota; Metazoa; Platyhelminthes; Trematoda; Plagiorchiida; Echinostomatidae. The record is from the annotation of a GenBank genome assembly.